UCCUAGAGGGCCGUGGGACCGCCGGAAGGGAGUUCCACACGUGGAUUGUGGUUUGGUCAUCGAGAUGGAGACAGCCCCAAAGUCGGUUAGGGGCGUCCCGCCCGGGAAAAACAAACCUCAGGCCAAGAGGAAGAAACCGCGGCGCUACUGGGAGGAGGAGAGCGCCCCGCCCGCUGCCGGUGCCUCCCCGGGGCCGCCUGGGAAGAAGGCGAGGACGCGGGAGCCGCGACCCCAGAGGUCCAGGAGCGUGCACCUCGCCAGGGCGGCUCGGUCCUCCAAGAAGCCCCAGAUCGCGAGGAACGCCUCCGACCGGAAGAAGCCGCGGAGGACCCUGUCGGGGGCCCAGGACCCGUUCCCAGGAUCCGCCCCCGCCCCCGUGGAGGUGGCCCGGAAGUUCUGUCGCAUUGACAAGUCCGGAAAGCUCCCACAUCCGAAGCCUAAAACCCGAAGCAAACUUGAGAAGGCUGAAGCGCAGGAGGAAGAGGCGAGCGUGAGAGCUGCCCGCGCUGAGCUGCUGCUUCCUGAGGACCCUGGGUUUCUGGAAGGAGAAGAUGGGGAAGACACAGCAAAAAUACUGCAGACAGACAUUGUGGAGGCCGUGGACAUUGCAAGUGCUGCCAAGCACUUUGACCUGAAUCUGAGGCAGUUUGGACCCUACAGACUGAACUACUCUCGAACCGGGAGACACCUGGCUUUAGGAGGCCGUCGGGGUCACGUGGCUGCCCUCGACUGGGUGACAAAGAAGCUCAUGUGCGAGAUCAACGUCAUGGAGGCAGUGCGGGACAUCCACUUUCUCCAUUCUGAGGCUCUGCUCGCCGUCGCUCAGAACCGUUGGCUUUACAUCUACGACAACCAGGGCAUUGAGCUCCACUGCAUCCGCCGCUGUGACCGAGUCACUCGGCUUGAGUUUCUCCCCUUCCAUUUCCUCCUGGCCACUGCCUCAGAGACAGGGUUUCUGACCUACCUGGAUGUGUCAGUGGGGAAGAUUGUGACAGCUCUGAACGCGCGGGCUGGACGCCUCGGUGUCAUGACUCAGAACCCCUACAAUGCUGUUAUCCAUCUUGGACACAGCAACGGCACUGUGUCCUUAUGGAGUCCAGGUGUGAAGGAGCCACUGGCAAAGAUUCUCUGCCACCGCGGUGGGGUGCGGGCUGUGGCAGUGGAGUCUACAGGCACGUACAUGGCCACCUCUGGUCUGGACCACCAGCUGAAGAUCUUUGAUUUGCGAGGGACAUUCCAGCCCCUGAGUGCCCGGACCUUGCCCCAGGGAGCAGGGCAUCUGGCCUUUUCCCAGCGGGGCCUGUUAGUUGCAGGAAUGGGUGAUGUGGUCAACAUAUGGACAGGCCAGGGCAAGGCCAGCCCACCCUCCCUGGAGCAGCCUUACCUCACCCACCGAUUAUCAGGCCACGUGCAUGGACUCCAGUUCUGCCCCUUUGAAGAUGUGUUGGGGGUGGGGCACAGUGGAGGAAUCACCAGCAUGCUGGUCCCCGGGGCUGCUGAGCCCAACUUUGAUGGUUUGGAGAACAACCCGUACAGGAGCCGGAAGCAGCGCCAGGAAUGGGAGGUGAAGGCUCUACUAGAAAAGGUACCUGCAGAGCUCAUCUGUUUGGACCCCCGAGCCCUGGCAAAGGUAGAUGUGAUCACUCUGGAGCAGCAAAAGAAGGAGCGGAUAGAGAGACUGGGCUAUGACCCUGAUGCCAAGGCUGCCUUCCAACCCAAGGCAAAGCAGAAGGGCAGAAGCUCCACAGCGAGCCUGGUAAAGAGGAAGAAGAAAGUCAUGGACCAGGAGCACAGGGAUAAAGUCCGGCAGAGCCUUGAGCAGCAGCAGCAGCAGCAGCAAGAACUGGCCAAGCCUGCUAGAGCCCGUCCAUCUGCACUGGAUAGAUUUGUACGAUGAGCUGACAGCACUCUCCAAGAUGACCCAGGGGCCAUGGCUCAGUGGGCAAAGGCGCUUGAGAUGUCAAACCUGAGUUCAGUCCAGGCAGCAGGGGAAACACAGAAGUUGUCUUUUACCCUUUCUGUGUAUACAAAGACUAAUGCACACUCAGGGCGGCGUGCAACACACACGCAGUGUAAAUAAAUGAAACACAAGGA
This is a messenger RNA of Psammomys obesus (fat sand rat), 2094 nucleotides long. It is a transcript of the gene Wdr46, whose product is annotated as WD repeat domain 46. Gene Ontology annotation, cellular component: small-subunit processome; 90S preribosome; nucleolus. The coding region runs from base 65 to 1897 and encodes 610 amino acids. The transcript has 15 exons. The record is from RefSeq and is a predicted model, not a curated record. Lineage: Eukaryota; Metazoa; Chordata; Mammalia; Rodentia; Muridae. Gene Ontology annotation, biological process: maturation of SSU-rRNA from tricistronic rRNA transcript (SSU-rRNA, 5.8S rRNA, LSU-rRNA). Gene Ontology annotation, molecular function: protein binding.